UCUGAUAUCGGUUGGUGAUAAUAAUCGUAUUUUUCAAGAUUGAUAUACUUCAGGAUUCUGUAAUAUAGUACAGUACUCGCAGAUCCUAUGCUAUAAGGUACUCGUGCCGAGACAGUUUGCUCCUGUAGUGUUUGUGUUUGUUUAGGAAAUAGAAAUGGAUUGCCUAUUAGAUAAAGUCAGAGGCCAUGCUAGGGCAGGCAGCGGUAAUCAGGAAUUCUUCGAGGCUACCAAGAAAGAAGCACUGUCUCUUCUGCAAAAAGAACUGGAGAAGCUGGAAGAUGCCUGUCCCAAAGUCAAGAAACCGGACCUCUCCAAGAACUUCCGCGGUUUCGCUCAACUCUAUUCCAGAUUCCUGGAAGAAACCGGACCUUCGGUCAACUGGGAAAAGAUCGAAAAAUUGCCCAACGAUGCCGUUAGAGACUACAACACUUUAAACACGCCAACAACCGACAUAGCGCACGAAAUGUUGAACAAAUUGGUCGUUGUUAAGCUGAACGGUGGCUUGGGGACAUCUAUGGGUUGCCACGGCCCCAAAUCUGUGAUUGCCGUUCGAAACGAGUUAACUUUCUUGGAUUUGACCGUACAGCAGAUCGAGCACCUGAAUAAAACCUACAAAGUCAACGUACCUUUGGUACUCAUGAAUUCUUUCAAUACCGAUGAAGAUACUCAAAAAAUCAUAAGGAAAUACAAGAAUCUUCAAGUGGAAAUCCACACAUUCAAUCAGUCUUGCUUCCCUAGGAUCAACAGAGAAAGCUUGAUGCCAAUAGCAAACUCUCCAGACACUCAGGCCAAUUUGGAAGCUUGGUAUCCUCCAGGGCACGGUGACUUCUAUCAGAGCUUCGAGAACAGCGGUCUCCUCUCCAAAUUCAUCAGCGAGGGUCGUCAAUACUGUUUCCUCUCCAACAUUGACAACUUGGGGGCUACGGUCGAUCUAAACAUCUUGAAUUUCCUGUUGAACAACCCCGCAGAGAGUCGACAACACGAGUUUGUAAUGGAGGUCACAGAGAAGACCAAGGCUGACGUCAAGGGAGGUACCCUCAUUCAGUACGAGAACAAACUGCGGCUUCUGGAAAUAGCGCAAGUACCCAAAGAUCACGUGGACGAGUUCAAGUCUGUCAAAAAGUUCAGGUACUUCAACACGAACAAUUUAUGGGUGAAGUUGGAUGCCAUUGACAGGGUCCUCAAACAAAACAUCCUCGACAUGGAAAUAAUCAUAAACAACAAGCAUCUCGAUAAUGGAUUGAACAUCAUCCAGCUAGAAACUGCCGUGGGUGCGGCAAUGAAGAUAUUCGAAGGUGGUAUUGGCAUAAACGUGCCACGUAGCCGGUUCUUGCCCGUCAAAAAGACCUCGGACUUGCUUUUGGUCAUGAGCAACCUGUACAAUCUGAAGAACGGCUCGUUGACUAUGUCUUCACAAAGAAUGUUCCCCACAACGCCUCUGGUCAAGUUGGGAGAUGAUCACUUCGCCAAAGUUAAGGAGUUCCUUGGGAGGUUUUCCAAUGUUCCUGAUUUGAUUGAGCUGGACCACUUGACGGUAUCUGGCGAUGUGACGUUUGGCAAGGGUGUAAUUUUGAAGGGAACAGUCAUCAUAAUUGCGAACCAUGGUGAAAGAAUAGAUAUUCCAUCUGGAGCAAAUUUAGAAAAUAAAAUUAUUACAGGCAAUCUACGUAUCUUGAGUCACUAGUUUUUUCGAUAAAAUUGUUAUUAUAAUUUUUUGUUUUGUCCAUUCUGAUAUUUUGGAGUAUAUUGCGUAAUCUUUAUAUAUGUAUAGUUAUAUAGAAGAUUCUCAAAUUUGUUACAUUUUAUCUAUACAUUUGUUACAAUAAAAUUUACUGAAAUA
Molecule: messenger RNA, 1840 nt
Organism: Coccinella septempunctata (seven-spotted ladybird)
Lineage: Eukaryota; Metazoa; Arthropoda; Insecta; Coleoptera; Coccinellidae
Product: UTP--glucose-1-phosphate uridylyltransferase
Exons: 6
Coding region: 155-1684 (509 amino acids)
Biological process (GO): glycogen metabolic process; UDP-alpha-D-glucose metabolic process
Cellular component (GO): cytoplasm
Molecular function (GO): UTP:glucose-1-phosphate uridylyltransferase activity
Source: RefSeq, a predicted model, not a curated record